Molecule: messenger RNA, 2088 nt
Organism: Alnus glutinosa
Lineage: Eukaryota; Viridiplantae; Streptophyta; Magnoliopsida; Fagales; Betulaceae
Product: branched-chain-amino-acid aminotransferase-like protein 1
Exons: 20
Coding region: 200-1882 (560 amino acids)
Biological process (GO): carboxylic acid metabolic process
Molecular function (GO): catalytic activity
Source: RefSeq, a predicted model, not a curated record
GACGAAGCUUAGCCGUUAUGACCGGAGAGGGCAUCAGGAUUCAUGCUGGCAAUGGCAUGCCCUUUGGCUUUGACACGGAGAAUGUCUUAAGUUGCAUCCCCCACAAUCAAUCUGCAUUGCGUGUCCUUUCAAAAAACCACGGCACACAGUGAAGGAACCAUAUCUUUCGCUCUUUCAAACAGCAUUUCAUCAUCAGCAAAUGGCAGAGGAAAAGGAGGAGAUGGAGGCGGAGGUGAUUCACUCGUGGUCUGCUCCAAGAUCCCUCAGUACCAGUCUCAUGUAUUCUUUUGCGCAGCGGAACGAUAUGGAAGUGCUUGAUGAACCCCUCUAUGCAAAUUUCGUACGGGUUACAGGCCUUGAUAGGCCCUACAGGGAGGAGCUACUCUCCAAAAUGGAAUCAGAAGGAAAUAAAGUUGUCAAAGAGGUCAUCUUUGCCCCAGGAAGAAAGAAGUAUCGAUUUUGUAAGCAUAUUGCAAAACAACGGUUGUGUGGUUUGCCGAAUGAUUUGAUGAAGAAAGGAAAGCACUUUAUAUUGAUAAGAAAUCCUCUUGAUAUUUUGCCGUCCUUUGACAAGGUUGUGCCUCCAUCCUUUUUUGAGUUAGGUUUGGCAGAACUAGUAUCCAUAUACAAUGAUCUCCGUGAGUUGGGAAAGGCCCCACCUGUCAUUGAUUCAGCAGAUCUUCAGCAAGCUCCGGAGGCUACCUUACGCGGUCUUUGUGACGACUUGGAUAUUCCCUUUCAAGAUGCAAUGCUCAAAUGGGAAGCUGGCCCAAAACCAAUAGAUGGCAUUUGGGCCCCAUGGUGGUAUAAAAGCGUACAUAAAUCAACAGGUUUUGAACAACCAAGAAAGAAUCCUGUGCCAUUUCCCUUUUCUCUGUACGACUUGCUGGAGCAAAGUCUUCCUUUGUACAACAUGCUUAGGCGCCAUGUGAAGCAGAAAUCAUCCCUUCUAAAGUCCCCCUUAACUCCUGAUCUUCCAGUUCCUGCAAAUGAGAAGCUGCUUGCAUGGGUUGGUGAUGAGAUUUUACCCCGUGAGAGUGCAAAGGUUUCUGUAUUUGACUCGGUUGUCCAAGGCGGAGAUUCUGUCUGGGAGGGACUUCGAGUUUACAGUGGGAAGAUAUUUAAGCUUGAUGAGCAUUUAGACAGGUUGUUUGACUCAGCAAAAGCUUUGGCUUUCAACAAUGUUCCAACUCGUGAAGAGAUUAAAGAAGCCAUCUUCUCAACUCUAAUUAGGAAUGGAAUGUUUAAUAAUGCACACAUCCGACUGUCUCUAACUCGUGGCAAGAAGGUUACUUCUGGCAUGAGUCCAGCAUUCAAUCUCUAUGGAUGCACCUUAAUUGUGCUACCUGAAUGGAAGCCCCCUGUCUAUGAUAACACACAUGGUAUAACUUUGGUGACUGCUACCACACGUCGUAAUUCACCAAAUAAUUUGGAUUCAAAGAUUCACCACAAUAACCUCCUGAACAACAUACUUGCGAAGAUAGAAGGCAAUAAUGCAAAGGCUGAUGAUGCCAUCAUGCUUGACAAGGAUGGUUAUGUAUCUGAAACAAAUGCUACAAACAUUUUUUUAGUGAAGAAAGGCCGUGUUCUGACACCUCAUGCUGAUUAUUGCCUUCCUGGCAUAACUCGAGCAACUGUCAUGGACCUUGUGGUAAAGGAAAAGUUCGUCUUAGAGGAGCGAAAUAUUAGUCUAUCCGAGUUCCACACUGCAGAUGAGGUAUGGACGACGGGGACAAUGGGAGAACUCACCCCGGUGGUGAAGAUUGAUGGGCGCAUUAUUGGCAACGGACAAGUUGGGCCUGUGACUCUAAGGUUGCAAAAUGCUUACAAAAACCUGACAGAAGAAUCAGGAAUUCCCAUACCGACCUAUGAUAAGAGUUGAUACUACGCUGCUAGAAGUGGGGUACUCAUGUCCUGAAGUUAAAAGAAGCUGGAAGUUGCUACCAGAGAUGUGAACAAAGAUUUGAGAGCGCCAACCCAUUCAAAUUCUGAAAAUCAGGUGCUAUGUAAAUAAUAUUUCAACUUAAUAUUUGAGGAUACUAACAUCUGCCCGUGAUUAAUAAAGUUUUUGCUGUAUCAUUGUGUAUA